Molecule: messenger RNA, 1436 nt
Organism: Salarias fasciatus (jewelled blenny)
Lineage: Eukaryota; Metazoa; Chordata; Actinopteri; Blenniiformes; Blenniidae
Product: skin secretory protein xP2
Exons: 4
Coding region: 285-815 (176 amino acids)
Source: RefSeq, a predicted model, not a curated record
CCGCAUGGAAACAGCCUGAGUUACAGUACACAACAAAAGCCCACAUUUCACCCGCGUGUCCGACUCUUCAGGAAGUCGCACCUGAGACGCCAGGACCUUAAUCCGUCUCCAGGAAGACGCGCAGCGAUGCGUAAUUACGCGCAGAAGUAGAGGAAUUUAGAAACCGGUCUGAGUGUUUGUUUCUCCAUUUGCGGAGGAGGCAUCUAUGCUCGACGUCACCUGCGCGGCUCCAGCUUCACCUCCUGACUCCGAGCCCGUCCAGUCCUCUAUGUGCACAGGACAGGAUGGGAUGCUCCACCAGUUCCCAAACUUCAGCCGUGGACACGACCCGGCCCGGCGCGAAACCGGAGGAGACCAACGGAGCCAGCACCACAGGGACGGCCAAUGAAAAUGGAAAUGUAGCUGAAGACAGUGAAACCAUUCCUGACCAGACAGCUGCUGAGGGCAGCGAUGCCAAGCCUGACUCUGGGCCUGCCGGAGCUGCCGACACCGCCCCUGAAAGUCCACCUGCAGGAGGCGAGGCUCAGCCCGCAGCAGAGGCGGCAGCGCCCGAGGAAGCUCCAGCAGCACCCGAGGAAGCUCCAGCAGCACCUGAGGAAGCUCCAGCAGCGGCGGCAUCCACAGAGGCUGCAGCUCCCGCAGAGGCAGCAGCUCCCACGGAGACAGCAGCUCCUGAGGAAGCUCCGGCGGCAGCCGACAGCGCCGCUGAGACGGCAGCAGGCUCCACAGAGGCUGCAGCCCCAGGGCAGGGAAGUGAAGCCACCGGCCCUGAACCAGAGCCCCAAACAGAAGAAGCCCCAGCUCCCAGUGAGUGAAGAUCAGCAUGACCGACUGCACAGGGGUUAGCUGCAAGUGUCUGUAUGCAUGUGUGUGUGCCGGUGUGCAUGUGUGUGUGUAAGAGAGAGAGAGGGAGAAAUUUCGCCUUGUUGCCAAGAAGCAGACUCUGUGAUAACCGCUUUGAUUCGGGGUCUUCAGUCGCCGCUGUGCCUUUCCCGCCCUCUCCAGUGUGUACGGCUGCAAACUGUACACACACAGAACGAUUCAGCACUUAGUGUGUGUGCUACUUUCAGAGGAUUCAAUCAUCAGAGAGAAAUAUAGACCAUCUUAUGCAAUUACUAUUUAUUAUCCUGUAUAGAAGCUUAGAACAUAUCUUUAAUCUGAAUAAUUUUCUACAAAACCAAAGCCAAAAAAACCUAUAUACAUAUAUAUGUGAUUUAUGAAAUCUUUUUUUCUUUUUUGGGGUGGCUGGGCAUGAUUUUAUGAUUGUCUUUGUUACAUUGAGGGGCUUUUCAGUGCUACCACUUCGGUUUAGAGCAUGCAUGUGGCGAGAGCUUUGACUUGUUUCUGAUGAGUCAUGUAAUUUCUGUCUGGGAAGAAAACCUGCAAUUUGUAAUAAGCUAAAAGCUGUGAAAAAUAUUAAAAAGGCUACCUUAAAC